CCGCCCCGCUCGGUUUGUGUGUGUGUGUGUGUGUGUGUGCGCGCGCGCGCCCGCCCCGCUCGCGCGGCCCUUUUCUUCCUCCGCCGCCCGCAGCACCGGGAGCCGCCGCCGACCCCGCCGGGCCCAGCGCGGGCACCGACCCUCGGCCGCCUCCGCGGGGCAGGCCCCGGCGUUCCUCCCUUCCCCUCCCUCCCCUCCUCCGGCCCGCCCCGCUUCCCCCCCUCCCUCCGCCGGCGCCGGAGCCGCCACGCCGCCGCCAUGGAGCUCAUCACCAUCCUGGAGAAGACGGUCUCACCGGACCGCUCCGAGCUCGAGGCGGCGCAGAAGUUCCUGGAGCAGGCGGCCAUCGAGAACCUGCCGACCUUCCUGGUGGAGCUGUCGCGUGUCCUGGCCAACCCCGGCAACAGCCAAGUGGCGCGAGUGGCGGCGGGGCUGCAGAUCAAGAACUCGCUGACGUCCAAGGACCCCGACAUCAAGGCUCAGUACCAGCAGCGAUGGCUCGCCAUCGACGCCAACGCACGCAGGGAGGUCAAGAACUACGUUUUGCAGACGCUGGGCACAGAGACGUACCGGCCCAGCUCGGCGUCCCAGUGCGUGGCCGGAAUCGCCUGCGCCGAGAUCCCCAUGAACCAGUGGCCCGAGCUCAUCCCCCAGCUGGUCGCCAAUGUCACAAACCAGCACAGCACCGAGCACAUGAAGGAGUCCACGCUGGAGGCCAUCGGCUACAUCUGCCAGGACAUUGAUCCAGAGCAGCUUCAGGACAAAUCCAACGAGAUCCUGACGGCCAUCAUCCAGGGGAUGAGGAAGGAGGAGCCCAGCAACAACGUGAAGCUGGCGGCCACCAACGCGCUCCUCAACUCGCUGGAGUUCACCAAAGCAAACUUCGACAAAGAGUCUGAAAGGCACUUUAUUAUGCAAGUAGUCUGUGAAGCAACGCAGUGUCCAGAUACAAGGGUACGAGUGGCUGCCUUACAGAAUUUGGUGAAGAUAAUGUCCCUUUAUUAUCAGUAUAUGGAGACAUACAUGGGCCCUGCGCUUUUUGCUAUAACAAUUGAAGCGAUGAAAAGCGACAUCGAUGAGGUGGCUCUGCAGGGAAUCGAGUUCUGGUCCAACGUCUGCGAUGAGGAGAUGGACUUGGCCAUCGAGGCCUCGGAGGCAGCAGAGCAAGGGCGGCCUCCAGAGCACACUAGCAAAUUCUACGCAAAGGGAGCGCUACAGUAUUUGGUCCCGAUUCUAACACAGACGUUAACGAAACAGGAUGAAAACGAUGACGAUGACGACUGGAACCCCUGCAAAGCGGCGGGAGUUUGCCUCAUGCUCCUGGCCACCUGCUGCGAAGACGACAUUGUUCCUCACGUGCUGCCCUUUAUUAAAGAACACAUUAAAAACCCGGAUUGGCGAUACCGAGAUGCGGCUGUGAUGGCUUUUGGGUGCAUUUUGGAAGGACCAGAGCCAAACCAGCUCAAACCACUAGUCAUACAGGCGAUGCCGACUUUAAUAGAGCUAAUGAAGGACCCCAGCGUGGUGGUUCGAGACACGACGGCCUGGACCGUGGGCAGGAUCUGCGAGAUGCUCCCCGAAGCCGCCAUCAACGACAUCUACCUGGCGCCACUGCUGCAGUGUCUGAUGGAGGGGCUGAGCGCCGAGCCCCGCGUGGCCUCCAACGUCUGCUGGGCCUUCUCUAGUCUUGCUGAAGCCGCCUAUGAAGCUGCAGAUGUAGCUGAUGAUCAGGAAGAACCAGCAACCUACUGCUUGUCCUCAUCGUUUGAGCUCAUAGUUCAGAAACUGCUGGAGACCGCAGACAGGCCUGACGGACACCAGAAUAACUUGAGGAGUUCUGCGUAUGAGUCUCUGAUGGAGAUCGUGAAGAACAGUGCCAAGGACUGUUACCCGGCUGUGCAGAAGACGACCCUGGUCAUCAUGGAGCGGCUCCAGCAAGUGCUGCAGAUGGAGUCUCAUAUCCAGAGCACGUCCGACAGAAUCCAGUUCAACGAUCUCCAGUCUCUUCUUUGCGCUACUCUACAGAACGUCCUGCGGAAGGUGCAGCACCAGGACGCUCUGCAGAUCUCGGACGUGGUGAUGGCGUCGCUGCUGAGGAUGUUCCAGAGCACGGCGGGAUCUGGGGGCGUGCAGGAGGACGCCCUGAUGGCCGUCAGCACCCUGGUGGAAGUCUUAGGAGGCGAGUUCCUGAAGUACAUGGAUGCCUUCAAGCCGUUCCUCGGCAUUGGACUGAAGAACUACGCUGAGUACCAGGUCUGUCUGGCCGCGGUGGGGCUGGUUGGGGACUUGUGCAGAGCCCUGCAAUCCAACAUCUUGCCUUUUUGUGACGAGGUGAUGCAGCUGCUCCUGGAGAACCUGGGGAAUGAAAACGUCCACAGGUCCGUGAAGCCUCAGAUUCUCUCUGUGUUUGGCGAUAUCGCCCUUGCCAUCGGAGGAGAGUUUAAGAAGUACCUCGACGUCGUGCUGAACACCCUGCAGCAGGCGUCCCAGGCGCAGGUUGACAAGUCCGACUACGACAUGGUGGAUUACCUGAACGAGCUGCGGGAGGGCUGCCUGGAAGCGUACACCGGCAUCAUCCAGGGGCUGAAGGGAGACCAGGAAAACGUCCAUCCGGACGUGAUGCUGGUGCAGCCCAGAGUAGAGUUUAUCCUGUCUUACAUCGACCACAUUGCUGGAGACGAGGAUCACACCGACGUGGUGGUGGCGUGUGCCGCCGGACUGAUAGGGGAUUUGUGUACAGCCUUUGGGAAAGACGUCCUCAAAUUAGUAGAAGCUAGACCCAUGAUACAUGAACUGCUAACUGAAGGAAGGAGAUCCAAGACGAACAAAACGAAAACCCUCGCUACCUGGGCGACUAAAGAGCUGAGGAAACUGAAGAAUCAAGCUUGAUGUGUUACCACCGGGACACCCGCGACCCCCACUGGAAAAAAAAUCUCCAAUCUUUUAAAACAAAAAAAAUAACACAAAAAAUAUACACAACCCGGAAGCGAGGAGUGUGCACGGAUGCUGAAUGCUUGGGAAUGAGAGGAUGAGUGAGUGAGGCUUGACAAACACACCACAUCGAGAAUCCCGCCGCAGCGCCGCCAGCGAGAGCCGAGCACUGGUUUGCGUAAGAUAAACCCACCGUCGCGGAGAGGGAACGACCGGGUCUCUUCUCCCGCCGCGCCAGGACCGGCCGCUCCGGCGCCCCGUUUGGGAGAGAAAACUGGGUUCAACCGUGGUGCUUUUGGUCUGAGGUUUGGCUUUGGUUGGUUGCCGGAGGGGGAGAUGCCGGAGCGUCGGGUCUCCAGGCACCCCCUGAGCCGCAGGAUGUGCCCGGGGAGGAGCGGGGUGAAGGGUUUUGGGUCUAGGAGUGAGUGUGUGUGAAUGAGGCGGUGUCCACAUUCUCAACUUCGAGUCAUUGCAGUUUAUCUUUUCCCGAUAAAAUAAGCAAGCAAGCGAAAAUAAAAAGGGUUAGCUGUUGCAUUUCAUAAACUAACCGGAGUUCAGUCUACUGAUGCAGCGUAAGAGAUGUAAAAAAGGAGUAAAAAAAAAACAAAAAAAAAAAGACAAAAAAAAGGACAAAACCAAAAAAAAAAGACAAAAAAAAAUAAUAAAAGAAUAAAAGGAAAGUCGCUCUUUAGGGCUUUUUAUUUUAGGGAAACACUGACGAAUGUUCAGAGCUCCCGUUCCGAGUGACGCUUUUCAUGAUCUCGUUUCAUCGAAGCGCCUUUCCUUCCUUAAUAUUGUUCAACUGUGAAUGUAGAAAUGGGGGAAAAAACACAAAAAAAACGACAAAAAAAUAGCAAACUCUUGCGUUAGAGGGAAUAGAAGUAAAUUGUCAAACAGGAUUUCAGGCUUAAAUAAAAGGACAAGUGUAAAGUGCUCGAAUUGGCAUGAGAACGCAAAGGGAAAGGUCUCUCCUGACUUGUACUGUAGCAGCCCGAACGCCCACGAAAAUUGUGCCAAAGAGUUGAAAAACGAGACUUCAGGUAAUAUUUUGGAUCGCAAAAUGAGGAUAAAUUUCAAUGUUCAAACCGAAUCGGAUAAAACGCCAUUUGGAAACUGCUCGGCCUUUUUUGUGCUCUUUAUUUGAUCGGAUUCAAUGUGGUAUUGGUCUCUUGCUGCACUUCAAAACCAACAAAAAAAAAAAACACGAAAAAAAAAAGGAAAAAAAAAGAAAUUUAUAUAAAAUAUAUAUAUACUGACUUGAGCUUACACAAGACGGCACUUGUAAAAGGUUAUAUUUUUCCACUGCAGUUGAAGAUUAAUAAAAUGGUGUCAAACAUUC
Messenger RNA from Columba livia (rock pigeon), 4270 nucleotides. It is a transcript of the gene KPNB1, whose product is annotated as karyopherin subunit beta 1. Gene Ontology annotation, cellular component: cytoplasm; nucleus. The record is from RefSeq and is a predicted model, not a curated record. Gene Ontology annotation, molecular function: nuclear import signal receptor activity; small GTPase binding. NCBI's taxonomy places the organism in Eukaryota, Metazoa, Chordata, Aves, Columbiformes, Columbidae. Gene Ontology annotation, biological process: protein import into nucleus. Bases 259 to 2889 code for a protein of 876 amino acids. The transcript has 22 exons.